CUUGCCUGCCGCGGUCAGUCUGUUGCUGGAGUUGUUACAGCUUUGAACUAUCUAACCGUCAGUCCGCCAGUUUUUCCAUUCGACCACAAUGAGGGAGAUCGUGCACCUGCAGGCCGGCCAGUGCGGCAACCAGAUCGGAGCCAAGUUCUGGGAGGUGAUUAGCGACGAGCACGGCAUCGACCCGUCCGGGACGUACCAUGGGGACAGCGACCUGCAGCUGGAGCGAAUCAACGUCUACUACAACGAGGCGACAGGUGGGAAGUAUGUCCCCCGUGCAGUGCUGGUGGACUUGGAGCCAGGAACGAUGGACUCUGUGAGGUCGGGUCCCUUUGGCCAGAUCUUUAGACCAGACAACUUUGUAUUUGGCCAGAGCGGAGCAGGUAAUAACUGGGCCAAAGGCCACUACACUGAGGGGGCCGAGCUGGUAGACUCUGUCCUGGAUGUGGUGAGGAAAGAGGCAGAGGGAUGCGACUGCCUCCAGGGCUUCCAGCUCACACACUCCCUGGGUGGAGGAACCGGUUCUGGCAUGGGCACGCUGCUUAUCAGCAAAAUUCGAGAGGAGUAUCCUGAUCGCAUCAUGAACACUUUCAGCGUAGUGCCCUCCCCUAAGGUGUCAGACACGGUGGUGGAGCCGUACAAUGCGACCCUGUCUGUCCACCAGCUGGUGGAGAACACAGAUGAGACCUACUGCAUUGAUAAUGAGGCCCUGUAUGAUAUCUGCUUCCGCACACUGAAACUCACUACACCCACCUAUGGUGACCUCAACCACCUUGUCUCAGCCACCAUGAGCGGGGUGACCACCUGCCUGCGCUUUCCCGGACAGCUCAAUGCUGACCUGAGGAAACUGGCGGUCAACAUGGUGCCCUUCCCCAGGCUGCACUUCUUCAUGCCAGGCUUUGCCCCCCUGACCAGUCGGGGCAGCCAGCAGUACAGGGCACUGACAGUCCCUGAACUCACCCAGCAGAUGUUUGAUGCCAAAAACAUGAUGGCUGCUUGUGACCCACGCCACGGGCGCUACCUUACUGUCGCGGCCAUCUUCCGGGGCCGCAUGUCCAUGAAGGAGGUGGACGAGCAGAUGUUGAACGUCCAAAACAAGAACAGCAGCUACUUUGUGGAGUGGAUCCCUAACAACGUCAAGACGGCCGUCUGCGACAUCCCUCCCCGCGGCCUCAAGAUGGCCUCCACUUUCAUCGGCAACAGCACAGCCAUUCAGGAGCUGUUCAAACGCAUCUCAGAGCAGUUCACUGCCAUGUUCCGCCGCAAGGCCUUCCUCCACUGGUACACGGGCGAAGGCAUGGACGAGAUGGAGUUCACAGAGGCUGAGAGCAACAUGAACGACCUGGUGUCCGAGUAUCAGCAGUACCAGGACGCCACUGCUGAGGAAGAGGGCGAGUUUGAGGAGGAAGGCGAAGAGGAAUUGGCCUAAACAACAGCAAUGACCUGUUUCUCACUAUGCAAGAUUUAAGUGCUGACAAUAAUAAAACAAAUACCUCAAAAUCAAACAUCUGCAUUGAAAGUUGUUAGAUGAUAACAUUCAAAUAUUGUUCAGCCUUAAUGGGAGUGCAAAGAAAUUGGUUUAAAAAUGGUGUUGUUUUUUUAAAUUUCCAACUCUUUUGCCGUUGCCUUCAUGUCUUGUGUUUCUUCCUUCCUGUUUUGAAUAUGGAUAUUUAAAAUUUUUGUUUCAUCCAAGUGCAUCACCUAACUGCCCCCCCCCCCCCCCCCAUUUACCUGGACAAAACUAAAUUGUUGACAUAUUGUUGAAAUUAAAAUGGUUAACGUUACCACACUGCUAUACACAAGUCUCAGGAAAUUCCAGUCCUUGUCUUAUGUUAAAAUCCCUCUGUUUGUUCUUUGGCUUUAUCAACCUCCAGGUUUAAAUAUGUUUGAUGAAAGAUAAUGUAAACACUUGAAAGCAGAAUUAAAUAAAUUCUUUUUUUGAGAGAGAAAAAA
Molecule: messenger RNA, 1950 nt
Organism: Platichthys flesus (European flounder)
Lineage: Eukaryota; Metazoa; Chordata; Actinopteri; Pleuronectiformes; Pleuronectidae
Product: tubulin beta-4B chain
Exons: 7
Coding region: 89-1426 (445 amino acids)
Biological process (GO): microtubule cytoskeleton organization; mitotic cell cycle
Cellular component (GO): cytoplasm; microtubule
Molecular function (GO): structural constituent of cytoskeleton; GTP binding; GTPase activity
Source: RefSeq, a predicted model, not a curated record